UUUCAUUCAGCAGAGAAACAUGUGCACUUCUCCCCCAAAUUCAGUUUCUGUAAACCCGGGGCUGUGAACAGUAUUGAUCACUGGCUCUCAAUGAGAGGAUUAACAGGAAUUCAUACAAGGGCUUGGACGCUUACCGGUGCACAUUUGGAACUUGGUACUGCUGCAUAAUGGGUUACAAAGCGACAUCCAUGCAUUGUGUCUUAAGAUGCCUGUGCUUCAUGCUUCUCCAUUUGUUUAGUGCAGCUCAAGAUGAAGACAUAAGAAGUUGUAGGACCGCACCAUGCGAUUUGGUCUUUAUUCUUGAUGGCUCGUGGAGUGUUGAGGAUGUCAAUUUUGAAAUAGUGAAGCGGUGGCUUGUCAAUAUAACAACAAGCUUCAACAUUGGACAGAAGUUCACCCAGGUUGGAGUUGUCCAGUACAGCGAUAACCCUGUUUUAGAAAUACCUCUGGGGAAGUACUCCUCUAACAAAGACCUCAUCAAAGCGAUGGAGUCCAUUGAGUACAUGGGGGGAAACACAAGGACAGGCACAGCCAUUAAGUUUGCUACAGACAAACUGUUUGGCCUCUCCGAGCGUGGCCCACAAGGCAUUUCCAGAAUUGCUGUUGUCCUUACAGAUGGGAAAUCUCAAGAUGAGGUUUUGAAAACAGCAGAGGAAGCAAGGAAAAAAGGAGUCAUUUUGUUUGCAAUUGGUGUUGGGUCAGAGACAGAAGAGGCCGAGUUGAGGGACAUUGCCAACAAGCCAUUUUCAACUUACGUCUUCUCUGUCGAGGACUACAAAGCUAUUUCCAGGAUCAUACAGGUCAUACGACAGAAGCUGUGUGAAGAGACUGUUUGCCCAGCAAGAAUUCCUGUAGAUUCCCGUGAUGAGAAGGGUUUUGAUAUUCUGUUACACUUAAAUUUGGCCAAAAAAGCAAAGAAGACACAAGGUGCAUUUUAUGGCACCAAGGCCUACGAAGUGACGUCUCGUGUUGACUUGAGCGAAGCUACACGGACCCUUUUCCCCGAUGGCCUGCCUCCAUCGUAUGUUUUCGUGGCCACCCUGAGGUAUAAAGGGUCUGUGACAGUUGAGGAGUGGGACCUGUGGAGAAUACAGACGCGUGAUGGGAAACCCCAGAUGGCAGUGACUCUAAAUGGACUGGACCGCACCAUCAUGUUCACCACAACCAGUGAAGCACCAAGUGGAACGCAAACAGUCACAUUUUCACAACAGACAGCACAGCUGUUUGAUGAGAAAUGGCACCAGCUACGGCUGCUGGUCACUGAGGAGGAUGUUACUCUUUAUGUCGAUGACCUGGUAAUAGAAACUCUGUCCCUGGAGCCCCCUGUUGGCAUUUUCAUCAAUGGAAAAACCCAAGUUGGAAAAUAUGUCAGAAAGGAAACAACAGUGCCAUUUGAAAUUCAGAAACUUCGCAUCUACUGUGACCCUGAGCAGAAUAACCGAGAGACCGCGUGUGAAAUACCUGGAGUUUGCUUCAACAAUCCUGGUGACACUGAACCCACCCAAGAGCCUUGUGUUUGUCCUCCUGGACCCCCUGGACUUCCAGGAAUGAAGGGAGAACAAGGAAACAGUGGCAACCCUGGCCAGCCUGGACCUCCUGGUGCUGAUGGUAAGCCUGGUAUCCCUGGCAUUAGAGGGAGUCCAGGGCUGCCAGGUCCACCAGGAGUAGAGGGGCCACGGGGGCCAGAUGGGUACAAAGGGGAGCAAGGGAGGCCCGGUGUUUCGGGUGAGAGGGGUAUGCCUGGAUUACCAGGAUCACCUGGACAACCAGGAGAGAAGGGCUCUAUAGGAUCCCCAGGAACGGCAGGGUUACCAGGAAAAACUGGCCAAAUGGGAGAAAAAGGAAGUAUGGGACCUCCUGGGGCAUCUGGUUAUCCAGGAAAACCUGGCCUUCCUGGGAGAGAUGGAAAGGAUGGGUUUCCAGGGGGACCUGGUCAAAAGGGAGAAGCUGGUGCCAGUGGAAUUCCUGGUGCUGAUGGAAGGGAAGGCCAUCCUGGUAUACCAGGAUUGCCAGGAACAGCAGGCCUGGAUGGACAAAAGGGGGAAGCUGGUUCGCCUGGAUCAAGGGGCUUCAAAGGAUCAGAUGGACCGCCUGGUGAGAUGGGUUUACCUGGUGCACCUGGCUUAAGAGGACCAACUGGGCCCAAGGGGAGUAAGGGUGAAAGUGGCAGUCCAGGUAUUCAAGGAGCACCAGGGCCUGCGGGGAGUGCUGGGGAACCAGGGACAGCAGGUCAGCCAGGGCACCCGGGCAUGCCAGGCCUGAAGGGCAGCAAGGGACAAAAGGGCAGUCCAGGUGAAAGAGGAGAGAUGGGGCUGAAAGGUGAAAAAGGAGAGUACGGUCGGCCUGGGAAUCACGGCACCACUGGUCCAGCAGGACUAAAAGGAGAGAAAGGGACAGCAGGGGGUCCAGGGCAGAGAGGUCAAGAAGGUCAAGUGGGACGGCCUGGACAGCCGGGUCAGUCGGGCCCACCUGGCCCAAGAGGACUGCAGGGGGAAACUGGUCCACCUGGCCCACCUGGACCUGAAGGAAGAUCUGCAAGUGAAAUGACAGACAGUCACAUUCGACAAAUUUGCAGAGACAUUCUUCAGGCUGAGCUGCCUUUAUUGUUGCUGAGCAACCAGCAGAGUAGCUGCUCCAGAUGCCAAAGCCAGCCUGGAUCUCCUGGUCCUCCAGGUCCAGCUGGGCCCCAAGGACUCAGGGGCCUUCCUGGACUUAGUGGCUCCAGGGGACAGCCAGGCUACCCGGGUCGGCCGGGACAGCCUGGUAUUAAUGGGAUUAAAGGAGAACCAGGUUUCAAGGGUGAGAAAGGGAGCCCUGGUCGAACCAUGAUUGGAGACCAAGGGCCACCUGGACCUCCAGGUCCGAUGGGUCCCCACGGGUACGGUAAACCAGGUCCUCCAGGUAAGCCUGGACUCCCUGGUCUAAACGGAGCAGAGGGUAAAAGUGGUAAUCCUGGCAUCCCUGGCCAGCCUGGGGUGUGUGACCCAUCCAUGUGCUAUGGUAGCAUGAUGAGGCGGGAUUCUUACAGCAAAGGGCCAAACUAUUGACGUAAUGCAGCGCCACUGCAGGCACCAGUCUAGAGCUGAUGUGGAACAAACAGCCAUUCUCAGGAAGAUCUCAUCUUUACAGUUUCUCUCUGUCAUGGAAACAAAACUGACCUCUUCUAACACCUUUUAUGUGAUCUCAGACAGUCAACAGAACUAGAUCCUAUCACAUUAUCUCUAUUGGUAUUUUGUAUUAUUAUUCACGUGUCUUUGAACAGACUUUGAGGUUUUAAUGGCAUUAAGAGAAUUCAUAAUUGGCUCCAUUUAAUACCUCUCAUCUGAGCACCUUGAACUCAUAUCCUUGUCUGGGUCUCCCUCUGGGCAGUAUGGCUGGUACAUUUUCCUAUAUUGCCCCCUGGUGCUGCUUCGUUGCAUGUCGCUGUCUAAAGUUUCACAUCACAUUGAGUGGGUGCUUUAUGUUACAUUAAAAAAAAAAAAGAAAAAGUAAAAAAGAAAAAAAAAGCUUCUAUAAUCCAUAAAUUCCAUGUUCGGUGAUUUCACCAUAAAUUAUGCCAGAAAUUGACAUG
Molecule: messenger RNA, 3571 nt
Organism: Toxotes jaculatrix (banded archerfish)
Lineage: Eukaryota; Metazoa; Chordata; Actinopteri; Toxotidae
Gene: col21a1
Product: collagen, type XXI, alpha 1
Exons: 29
Coding region: 168-3047 (959 amino acids)
Source: RefSeq, a predicted model, not a curated record